GUGUCGAUAAAGACGCCUAGCGAGUUUCAAUCAAAACAAAGCACCAAACGUGUGCUUCACUAAUCUAGUGCCGGAUUGAAGUGAAAAGAAUAGGAUAAUCCUGCUUAAAAAAAAUUGUUUAAAUUAUCAAAAAAGUGUCACUAUGAAGUCGACAAAGAUUGCAGAUGUGGUCAGUGUUCAAAGCGAUCGAGAUAAUCCCAUUUUAAUGAGCUUCCAGAAUGCCGAGAUGGGUUACAAAACCGACAGCCAAGUGCACUGCUUCCGAGCCGAAGACAUGGAUCGGACUUCCGCCGAAGAACCGACCCCGUCCCGGAUGGCAGUGCUCAUAAGCGACCAGCAAGCGUACCGUGGCUAUGUAGGUGAAAAUCUCCCAUCCGACCUGAUGAACACCUACGUGGCCAUCAGGAACAAACGCACCGGCAAGAUGCGCCUCAUCCAGCUGGAGGAGUGCACCAUGCUCAAUUCUUGCUACGACGACAACAAGAACAAAUUCCAAGAGGAGGAGAGCUCGCUCACGUUGAUGCGCAAGUUCGGCGGCAAGAUGGCCAUUCGGGCCCUGGAGCGCAUCGAACGCUCCAGCAGCAACAUCGACGUGAUGAGCGAAUCCAUUGAGCACACGGUCACCAAGUACGACGACGAUCAGUUCACCGAGGACAAGGCCUUUGCCAAGAUGAAGGUCGAAGGCGAGCUGAUCCUGGCCAGUAUGAAGCCGCCACGCAAUCCCGAGGCAAAAACGCCCGCCGAGGUGUACCGUCUGCAGGAUAUGCUCUCGAAGAUGGUUUUGGACAAUCUACGAACUGUUGGGCUGGGACUGCUGGAGAAGGAACCAGAGACACUGGAGUUUGCCAACGUCUACCUGACCAACAAGGUGAAGGCGGCCCUGCAGUCCAAGGAACCGGACUCGGACGAAAACGUACGUACGCUACAGAUUUGUCUGUACAUGGACGCCCUAUGCCGUCUAUUGGGGUCUCACGGUAGCAACUUCGAUAAGAUUUCCUGUUCGCCAUUCUCCAACGAUCUUUAUCGGGAGAUCAAGCAGAACUUCUCCCAGGUGAAUCAGCACAAGCCGACCAAGACCAAAUAUACCGUUCAUAAGGCCCUAACUUACUACCUGGCGCUGGCCUUUAUGCUGGAGAAUGGUGUGCUGAACGUGGACCAGGUACACGGCGGGCUUAACAUUACCAAGAACGAUCUGUUGAAGUUUGCGGCAUUCGUCGGGGGAUCGUACAACUCGGUGAAGAACUCGUUGACGCUGAGGAUGACCGAGAGUAGCAGCGCCGGGCGGUCUUCGUUCGGGGGUAGGAAGCGUUUCGGUAAGAGGAAAUAGUGGGGGAUGUGUUUCUGUUGUUAUAUUCAAUAAAUUAAUGAAUUAUAAGUAUUUGAAAUU
Aedes aegypti (yellow fever mosquito) is the source of this 1387-nucleotide messenger RNA. RefSeq lists its product as uncharacterized. The coding region runs from base 143 to 1327 and encodes 394 amino acids. The record is from RefSeq and is a predicted model, not a curated record. Lineage: Eukaryota; Metazoa; Arthropoda; Insecta; Diptera; Culicidae. Gene Ontology annotation, molecular function: DNA binding. Gene Ontology annotation, cellular component: RNA polymerase I complex. The transcript has 2 exons. Gene Ontology annotation, biological process: RNA polymerase I preinitiation complex assembly; nucleolar large rRNA transcription by RNA polymerase I; transcription elongation by RNA polymerase I.